GUGCAUUUGCUGCACACAGAGAUAGAGAGAUAGAGAGAAAAAAUGAGUAGCGGAAAAUGGAGCUGUUCAUGGUGGAUUUCAUCGGAGGAAUUCCAAAUGAUGAAGCUGGUGAUACUGAUAGUGCCUCUGUUCGUGCUUACAUGGAUUGCUACUGCAAAAACUUCACACAUUUGCCGAUGGAGUUUGGUUGCAAAUUGUUAUGUGGAUGAUGAUACCACACCUUCUCCUCCUCCUCCGUCUCAAUUUAAUGAAACCCAAGUUUUCAAUGUCUCCAAACCUUAUGUGGAGGAAACUAGUGAACCACACCUACUACUGAAGCAAACCACAAAGUCAAACAUCUUAGAAAAAACCGAAGUUGGUUUGGCACAAGCUCGUGCUGCAAUCAGAGAAGUCAGAAAUGAGAAUUAUCCAACACUAGAUUCAGAUUAUGUUCCCAUGGGUCCAGUGUAUCUGAAUCCUAAGACAUUUCACAGGAGCUACUUAGAAAUGGAGAAACAGUUCAAAGUCUUUGUGUAUGGAGAAGGGGAGCCUCAAAUCUUCCGCAAUCCACCAUGCAAAAGGGUAUACUCCAUGGAGGAUAACUUCAUGCAUUCUAUUGCAAUGAAUGACCAUUUUCGAACCAAAGAUCCAGAGAAAGCACAUGUGUUUUUCCUCCCUUUUAGUGUAGUAACCAAUCUUCGAUAUGGGUAUGAAAGAGUCUCACAAGAUUCUAGUGCUGAAAGAAACACUGUGACAGAUUAUAUCAGUGUCAUUGCUGCAAGAUAUCCUUAUUGGAAUCGAAGUCUUGGAGCAGAUCACUUCACCCUUUCUUGCCAUGACAUGUGCCGAAGGACAUCAUUAUCCUCACCUGAUCCGCUCAAGAACUCCAUUCGUGUGCUUUGUAAUGCCAAUACAUCUGAAGGAUUUAAGCCAACAAAAGAUGUUUCAUUUCCUGAAAUUAAUCUCAAGACUGGUUCAACAAACAGUUUCAUUGGUGGGCCAUCUGCAUUUAAACGUUCAGUUCUGGCUUUCUUUGCUGGGGGAGUUCAUGGCCCCAUUAGACCAGUUCUUCUCAAGCACUGGGAGAACAAGGAUGAAGAUAUUCAGGUUCACGAGUAUCUCCAAAAGGGUACUUCUUACCAUGAGAUGAUGAGAAAGAGCAAGUUUUGCCUUUGUCCUAGUGGGAAUGAGGUGGCUAGCCCUAGAGUGGUGGAGGCAAUUUACACUGGGUGUGUUCCUGUGAUCAUUUCCGACCACUAUGUUCCUCCUUUCAGUGAUGUUUUGAACUGGAAGUCAUUUUCAGUCCAGCUUUCAGCUAAGGACAUUCCCAACCUGAAGGACAUCUUGAUGAGUAUUUCUCCAAGACAAUAUGUGAGAAUGCAGAGAGGAGUGGAACAAAUUCGAAAGCACUUUGAAGUACAUUCUCCACCCAAGCGAUUCGAUGUGUUUCACAUGAUCCUUCAUUCUGUGUGGCUUAAGAGACUCAACUUCGAAGUUCACGAUGAUCACACGGCCUUGGUUCAGUAACUUGGCGAUGUUUGAUGAAUUACUCAAUACAGUUUCAGUUUCACUAUAAUAAUGUAUUGAGUUAGUAUUGUCUGUUUCUAUAGUGUUUGUUUGUUUGCUUCGGUCGUGUUUUGUAAGAACUUCAGCUAUCUCUGAUGUUCUUUUAUCUUAAUAUGUUUGCAUUGUGUUUUGUAAGAACUUCAGCUAUCUUUGAUGUUCUUUUA
Vigna unguiculata (cowpea) is the source of this 1709-nucleotide messenger RNA. RefSeq names its product putative glycosyltransferase At5g03795. Lineage: Eukaryota; Viridiplantae; Streptophyta; Magnoliopsida; Fabales; Fabaceae. The record is from RefSeq and is a predicted model, not a curated record. Gene Ontology annotation, molecular function: glycosyltransferase activity.